CGAGGCACAAGUGCAGCAGCACCUUCUUCUCGCUUACCCCGCGUCUACGGUACGACAUACGCUGCACUGCAAGGCCCAACAAGACAGCAAGACCAGAGACUCCACUACGGACAGAACUUCAGAUACCCUUCACUACCCUGGAACCUCGGCACACAAAAGCAGGCAGAUCUCACGUCCACAAGCAUGUCAGCAUCCACGCCCCUCCGGAUCCUCCUAGUCAACGACGACGGACCCCCUUCUUACCCCUCUUCCCCACAUGUCCUCCCCUUCUACCGCGCCCUAGUCGCACGCGGACACAAAGUCAGCGUCGUACUCCCUUCAAGUCAAAAGAGCUGGGGCUCAAUGGCAUUCAGUGUAGCGGGGCAGGUGGGGGUAUGGUGGUAUUACCCCCCGAGGGAAGAGGAGGAUGAGGGAGUGUGGGAGCGGGAGCGCAGGGCGGAGGGACAGAGGGGUGAGGAGGAGUGGGUCCUAUUGGAUGGAUCACCCACCACCUGUACCAACGUCGGUCUCUUCAACCAAUCCCUCCUCUUCCCCUCCACCGUAACCUCCUCCUCCUCCUCCUCCUCCUCCUCCAGCUCUGCCUCUACCUCACAACCCCCACCUUUCGACCUCGUCCUCUCCGGUCCAAACUACGGCCGCAAUUCCGGUCUCGCCUUCUGUCUCUCCUCAGGAACCCUAGGUGCGGCCCUAGCUGGCGCCCUCACUGGCAUCAAGAGCAUCUCUGUCUCCUAUGCUCAUUUUCAGAAGGUUCCCGAGGGGAUUCAAAGGGGCAAGAAACGCAAGGCGAAGGACGUAGCGCCUUCGGCUCCCAGGGAAUUGGCACAGGUCGCUAAUGAGCUCACGGUACAGAUCGUAGAGAGGCUGUAUUCUCAAUGGGAGGAUGGAGUAGGAGUCUAUGGUAUCAAUGUGCCAUUGGCCUGGACACUCAAGGAGCCCAAAGUCUACUGGACAAGGAUGUGGGCCAGCACCUAUCCCCGACUCUUCUCCCUCGUGCAGCCUUCUUCCACCUCAUCCUCCACUGGCAGCACUUCAAACCAUCUCCCUUCCUCCGCUCCAAAACCCAGUACCAUCCUCUCAUUCAAGCCAGAGAUGACCGGUAUGCUCUCACCCAUCGGAGGCUUGGAGAGUGAAGAGGGCAGAGGAACCGAUGUUUGGGCCUUGAUGAACGGCUUUGUGAGCGUUACGCGGGUGCAGGCCAGGUAUGCCGAGUGUGAAUUGCAGGCAGAGGGCGAGGGGAUGGAGGGGAGGAGAUGGAGGCUAUAG
Microstroma glucosiphilum is the source of this 1263-nucleotide messenger RNA. RefSeq names its product sure-like protein. NCBI's taxonomy places the organism in Eukaryota, Fungi, Basidiomycota, Exobasidiomycetes, Microstromatales, Microstromataceae. Bases 184 to 1263 code for a protein of 359 amino acids. Gene Ontology annotation, molecular function: hydrolase activity. The record is from RefSeq and is a predicted model, not a curated record. Gene Ontology annotation, cellular component: P-body. The transcript is spliced from 5 exons.